AGGCGCAAGCUUUCAUUUCCCAAUCCUCACCUCCUCACAACAACCCGCUUCCGCAAUUCGUUGCCUGCCAUGGCCGACGACUUCGACGAGGACAUCUUUGACGAUCUCUACGAUGAGGAACCACAAGCUGCACCCGCCGCUUCCGCAGUCAAAACUGAGCCCGAACCCUCCGCUGUGAAGCUGGAGGAUGUUGCGCCCCCCGUUCAAGAAGCCAGCGACGCCGCUCCUAUCAAGGAUGAACCCGUCGAGGAGCAUGAGGAUUCGAACAUGGGUGGUGCCACCUGGAACGGAAACGACAACAGCCAUCAAAUGCAGGGUAAUGCGCAAGGUGGCGAUGACGGUUAUGGUCCGAUCAACGUCAAAGAAGAUGGAAAAAUGUUCAUCGGUGGAUUGAACUGGGAAACAACAGAAGAUUCACUCAAAGGAUAUUUUUCUCAAUUUGGUGAAGUCAGCGAUUGCAGUGUCAUGCGUGAUAAUGCCACCGGCCGGUCUCGAGGCUUCGGUUUCUUGACGUUCAAAGAUCCCAAGUGCGUAAACACUGUCAUGGUGAAAGAGCACUAUCUGGAUGGAAAAAUCAUUGAUCCUAAGCGAGCGAUUCCGCGCGAGGAGCAAGAACGCACCAGCAAGAUCUUUGUUGGGGGUGUGAGUCAAGAAGCCACCGAAGACGACUUCAAAAACUUCUUCAAGCAGUUUGGCCGGGUCGUCGAUGCCACUUUGAUGAUGGAUAAGGACACUGGCCGCCCUCGCGGUUUUGGAUUCGUUACAUUUGAUGGUGAUGCCGCCGUCGAUGCGUGCCUGUCCGGUCCUCUGCAGAUCCAUGGAAAGCCAAUCGAAGUCAAGCGUGCUCAACCCCGUGGCAACAUGCGCGAAGAGGAGGAAAACAAAAAGUUCGGUCGAGGGAAAUUUGGUAGCCGCGAUGCUGGUGGUCUCAACAAUGGCGGCAAUAAUAACGGCAACGCUGGUUAUGACGCUGGCCAGAACAAUGCCAAUCAGCAGGGUGGUGCGAACGGUUCUAUGACUCCCGCCAUGAUGGCACAGUACUGGCAGCGAAUGCAGCAGUACUUCCGCCAGAUGCAACAAAAUCUCGCAGCCGCUCAAGGUACCCCUGGGAAUGGUAUGCCCGCUCAGAUGGCCAACAUGCCGGCCGGUAUGAAUCCUGCGAUGAUGGGUAUGAUGGGAGGCAUGGGUCAAGGUGGUGGGAUGAACCCCAUGAUGGCCGCCCAAUUCGCCAACAUGCAAGGUGGUAAUGCCUCACCAGGCUUUGGAGGUGACCAAGCAAUGAUGGCUGCUGCCAAUGCUGGACGCUUCAACCCCCAAGAGCAGCACGCCUUUGAACAGCAAAAAUACGAACAGCAGCAACAGCGACGUAUGCAGCAAGCCGGUGGGUAUGGUGGUGCUGGCGGUCCAACUGCAUGGGAGGGAAUGUACGACGAUGCCCCGCAGCCAGCCGGUAUCCCUCAGGGACCUGGUGCCCACCGCAUGCAUGGAGGUAACUUCAAUAAGCACAACGGUCGAGGUCGUCAAGGCUCAAGCCAGCCACCUGCAGGAGCUCCAAAUGCGCCUGCCAACGCCCCAACGGGCCCCAAAAAUGCGGGCAAGCCUGGAGCCAAUUAUCGUGGUGGAGGGAGAGGCGGCGGCAGUUUCCGCCACAAUCCGUACGGAGGACGUGGUUGA
This is a messenger RNA of Periconia digitata, 1674 nucleotides long. NCBI's taxonomy places the organism in Eukaryota, Fungi, Ascomycota, Dothideomycetes, Pleosporales, Periconiaceae. The record is from the annotation of a GenBank genome assembly.